This is a messenger RNA of Styela clava, 2206 nucleotides long. RefSeq names its product histone deacetylase 1-like. The record is from RefSeq and is a predicted model, not a curated record. Gene Ontology annotation, molecular function: histone deacetylase activity. Gene Ontology annotation, cellular component: NuRD complex. Gene Ontology annotation, biological process: heterochromatin formation. NCBI's taxonomy places the organism in Eukaryota, Metazoa, Chordata, Ascidiacea, Stolidobranchia, Styelidae.
UGGCAACGCUACAAAUCGUUUAGUUUCCUCCGAUUGUCGCUGUGGUGUGGUCUGCGCGUCUGUCUCUGCGUGAAUUAUUUGUUCGUUUUUAAAGUAUUUCGGUUGAAGGAAUGGCGCUGACGAAUCCAACAAACAGAAAAGUUUGCUAUUAUUAUGAUUCUGAUGUUGGAAACUACUACUAUGGCCAGGGUCAUCCAAUGAAACCACACCGAAUACGCAUGACCCACAAUCUACUUUUAAACUAUGGACUGUAUCGAAAAAUGGAAAUUUUUCGACCACAUAAAUGCAACAGCGAUGAGAUGACAAAAUACCACAGUGAUGAUUACAUAAAAUUUCUGCGCAGCAUAAGACCUGACAACAUGUCUGAAUAUACAAAACAAAUGCAGAGAUUUAAUGUCGGAGAAGAUUGUCCAGUUUUCGAUGGACUUUAUGAAUUUUGUCAGUUAUCUGGUGGUGGAUCAAUUGCUGGAGCUGUCAAAAUUAACAAGCAGCAAACUGAUAUUGCAAUCAACUGGGGAGGUGGACUUCAUCAUGCUAAAAAAUCAGAAGCUUCUGGUUUUUGUUAUGUUAACGAUAUUGUGCUUGCUAUAUUAGAACUUCUAAAGUAUCAUCAACGUGUUUUAUACAUUGAUAUUGAUAUUCAUCAUGGUGAUGGUGUGGAAGAAGCCUUUUAUACAACUGAUAGAGUUAUGACAGUUUCAUUCCAUAAGUAUGGUGAAUACUUUCCAGGCACAGGCGAUCUCAGGGAUAUUGGUGCAGGCAAAGGCAAAUACUAUGCACUCAAUUUUCCAUUGAGAGAUGGAAUGGAUGAUGGUGCUUAUGAAGAAAUAUUCCAACCGGUUGUCACAAAGGUAAUGGAAUAUUAUCAACCAAGUGCAGUUGUGUUACAAUGUGGUGCAGAUUCAUUAACAGGGGAUAGAUUGGGAUGCUUCAAUCUCACUGUAAAAGGUCAUGCCAAAUGCCUCGAAUAUAUGAAAAAGUUCAAUGUGCCCAUCCUCAUGCUUGGCGGAGGUGGAUACACAAUAAGGAAUGUUGCCAGAUGUUGGACUUAUGAAACUGCUGUAGCUUUAUCACAAGAAAUUCCCAAUGAAUUGCCAUACAAUGACUAUUUUGAAUACUUUGGACCAGAUUUUAAGUUACACAUUAGUCCAAGCAACAUGACAAAUCAAAAUACUCAAGAAUAUUUGCAUAAAAUUCGUCAGAGGUUAUUUGAAAAUUUACGAAUGUUACCUCACGCUCCGGGUGUACAAAUGUCAGAAAUUCCACCCGAUGGUGUACCAGAAGAAAGCGAUGACGAAGAAACUGAAGACCCCAAUAAGAGAAUUUCAAUGCGGGCUUCAGACAAAAGAAUACAGAGAGAUGAUGAAUUUUCGGAUUCUGAAGAUGAAGGAGAGGGUGGACGAAAAAAUGAAGAAAUUUACAAGAAAAAAAGGAAGUUAGAAAAUGACAUGAAGAUCACAGAUGUGAAAAGAACUAUAGAUGCUAAAUCUGUGGAAGCGAAAACGAAUGCGGAAAAUGUGAAACCGGAUGCGGAUGACAACAAAAAAUCUAGUGAAACUGUUGCUACAGAAGCAAUGGAUACAUCGGAUUCUGUCACCAACAAUAAAGAAAACACAUCUGCCGCCACAACAGAAGAGGACAAAAGUAAGACAUCUCAAUCAAUCUCAUCAACUAAAGAAGCGGAGAAUGGACAGGCUGGUAAUCAAGCACAAGACAGUAAAGAAGCUAAUACAGAAAGAUCAAGCGGAGGUUCCACGGCAGGCAAUGAGAAAAACACUGUCGAAAAGAUGGAAAUGUGAAUUUGCACUUCAAGAAAGAAUGUUUCUUAACUUUUUUUAGUCAAAAUACGAUAGAAGGGCAUGUGAUCCAGGGCCUUUAUUCACAAACUUGCAAAGCAAGAUCAUUUUUGUAUUAUUGGCCAGGAAUGUUCGCAUAAUAUAAAGCCUGGGCCUUCUUAAAAUCAUACAAUUUUUUAGCAAAUUAUGAGACAAUUUUUUAACUGCUUGAACUUUGGUUCUAUCUACAACUGCAGAGUGAAUUAUAUGGUUGGCAAUCAUUUUGUUAGGUUGUGUGAGACAUCUCGUAUUCAUAGUUUUCAGGAGUAGGUGAAAACUCUUUUGGCAUUAACUAAUUUUGUGAUGGCGAUUUAUAUACAUAACCUUUUUGUACUCAUCGACUGAAAUACAGUGCAUCUGAUAAGAAUAUA